UACUAUAACUAACCAGCCCGAGUAGCUAUAGUAUGAUAUCUCUUGCCACUUGACAAUAGGGAUUUUUUUCCAAGAAAAGUAAACGCCUCAUUAAUGACAAGUUGUCGACGAACGGACCACGUGGUAAAUCUAAACCAAUGGGAAAUGUUUAAAGAAGUCGUGCUCAGAUUGUUAAAAAUAAUUUGUGCAUUAUCGACAAUGUAUUUUACAAAUUUAUAAAAUCUUCCUUCCGUAUCCAUUCUUUAUAAAUAUCCAGUGAUGUCACCGAACCAUGGAUAGAUCCUGGAUUCAUUAAAAUAAAACCCGGGACGCCCACCCUUUUGGCGUGUAUUUAAACACAUUUGCUACCAUGUAAAAUUCAAAUUGGAAAGACAAUCCAAACGAAAGAGCAGCAUAUAAUCUUAAAGAAUGGAAGUUGUAGCUAAGGAAUUAUCAAGAAAUAUGAAAAGUGUGGGAAAACACAGGCGACAAGUGGCGGCAUCUAUCAGACGAUACGCAUCACUACCCGACGACAAAACAAUACACGGUCGACAAUAUCAUCAAGGAGCAGUGGCAGUAAAAGAAAAUCUCCCCCCGGUCAGUGUGACGUCAUGGAUAUCAGACAUCGUAGCAAACACCACUUUUGACAACCUAUCCGAUGUCACAAUUUCCAGAAGCAAACGCAUGAUGCUGGAUACUCUUGGAGUUGGAAUUCUUGGUGCCAAAACUGAAAUAUCAGAAAUAGUCUCAAAAUGCGUCGCUAGCGGUGCCUUUGACUCUGUUCACGAUGACAAACUGGUAAAGAGCUCUCUGUGGGGAGUGUCCGGAAAAAAGGCUUCACCAGCAAUUGCAGCUUACAUAAAUGGCGUUAAUGUCCACGCCAUGGAUUUUGAUGAUACCUGGUUUCCGGCUACACACCCUAGUGGACCUGUUCUUCCUGCCAUCAUAGCUUUAGCGGAGACGAUGACCGGAUCUCUUGAACCAACCACACAAGAUCUGUUAGUAGCUUACAAUGUUGGUAUUGAAGUCCAGGGCUUGUUGCUUCGCUGUUCAGAAAUUGCAAAGGAAAUUCCUCAAAGGUUUCAUCCACCAGCAGUUGUAGGGGUUAUGGGUAGUGCUGCAGCUUCAGCUCGUCUCUUAGGCCUUGGUCCAAAGAAGAGUCGUCAUGCGCUCGCUAUCGCUGCAUCCUUUGCUGGGGCACCAAUGGCCAAUGCUGGAACGACAACCAAGCCUCUUCAUUCCGGAAAAGCUGCGAGAUUUGGACUGGAAGCAGCUCUCUUGGCUGAUUAUGGACUCGAAGGUAAUAGCGAUAUCCUCGAUAUGGCCUCUGGUUAUGGUGCUUUCUAUGAUGAUUAUAAUCCUGAAGAAUUCCUGAUCAAUCAUUCCGGUAGAACAGAAUUUGUUCUACAUGAUCAAGAUGUAGCCAUUAAACGAUACCCGGCUCAUCUUGGUAUGCAUUGGGCCAUAGAUGCUUCUCUCGGUGCCAGAAAUAAAGUAUUCCCAUUUGAUGAACAGAUCCACCCAGACCAAAUUGAUUCCAUUGACAUUUUGGCACCAAAAUCCAAAUAUAUCAACCGACCACUACCUUCAUCUGAGCACGAGGCUCGACAUUCCUUUCAGUUCAACGUCUGUACAGCACUUCUUGAUGGUCAUGUCACCUCAGAUUCGUAUCGCUCUAGUCACCGCCUUCGACCACAACUGGUAAAUCUGUUGAAGAAAGCGGAAAUCAGCACACCAUCCGAUAACCUAGCUACCUUUAAAGAUAUGUACAUCGAGGUUCGCAUUGUCCUUAAAGAUGGCACGCAAGCCAUAUCCAGAUGUGAUACCCCGUAUGGUCAUUGGAGAAACCCUCUCUCCCAGAAAGAUUUGGAAGGAAAAUUUUUAACCAACACAUCUUCACUUCAUCUCACGAAACAAUCUGAAUUCAUUAACCAAAUCAGAAAUAUGGAUAAAAGAAAUCGAUCUUCAAAUUUCCUAAGUUUAUUUCAUUAAAACUGGGAGAAUUCCGUACUGAAUCUCUAACACCUUCAUCUUUGAUUAUCUCUAUUGAGUUAUUAUGAUUUCACACUUCAUCAUCUUGUCAUAACGUGUAUGUUAAUCAUAAACUGUAAACACAAAUAGUAAGUCAACUGAAUAUUAUAAAAUUCAUAUAAUUUUUGCUCGGAUGCCGCUUAACGUCACCUAUAUGUAUUUAAAGUCAAUUCUCAUUUGUCAUUAUUCAUAUUUAGUUUAUUUUACAAACUAAUCCAGUUAAAAACUAAUAGUAAGUCAACUGAAUAUUAUAAAAUUCAUAUAAUUUUUGCUCGGAUGCAGCUUAACGUCAUCUAUAUGUAUUUAAAGUCAAUUCUCAUUUGUCAUUAUUUAUAUUUAGUUUAUUUUACAAACUAAUCCAGUUCGCUUUUAUACUAAUUAAUCAGCCGUUGAUAGCAGUUUACAUCUUAAUAAUUGAUUUGAUUAAUUGGUAAAAGUGAAAAUAUGUGCAUAAAUAUUUAUGUGUAAAUAACAUGAUCUUGUUUGUAUAUAAAAAUUCGUUUCAUUUUGUAAAAAGUGUAAAUAAAUAUUUUUUAUUUUUUUA
Molecule: messenger RNA, 2554 nt
Organism: Patella vulgata (common limpet)
Lineage: Eukaryota; Metazoa; Mollusca; Gastropoda; Patellidae
Product: cis-aconitate decarboxylase
Exons: 4
Coding region: 409-1971 (520 amino acids)
Molecular function (GO): lyase activity
Source: RefSeq, a predicted model, not a curated record